CGAAGGGCGAAACUUUGAAAGUGGUAGUGGCAGUAUACAAAAACUUUUAAAUUAACACAUAAACUUUAUGAAACUUUGAGUAGUACAAAAUUUGAGUAAAAUAACAUUAAUUUCAGAAAUUAAAUUCAUAGUAAAGUAAUUUUAUCACUCACUAACAUGGCUAAAUUGUUAUAUUUGUUUUUGAUGUUGUGUUUCGCUUUCGGAAACUCGGAUAAAGGCGACCUCAAGUUCUACCAAGAAAAAAAUUUCCACGAACCGCACGAUUUUACCGACGACGACAUAAAAGCAAUCGCCAACCUGUCCGAUUUGGAUCACUUUAAGGCUGUACUUAAUGAGAUAUUAAUACCGCGAGUGGUCGGUACACCGAAUCACGAGAAAGUCGGAAAUUACAUAGCCAACGAGAUGCGGACCAUGGGCUGGUCAGUGACCGAAAACGUGUUUCCCGAUCACACGCCGGUGUUCGGAACGUUGAAUUUUAAGAAUAUUAUCGCUGAAUUGAAUCCUAAUGCCGACAGAUACUUGGUAUUGGCAUGUCAUUAUGACAGUAAAUAUACAAGGGAACACGUUUUUGUUGGUGCAACUGACUCGGCGGUGCCCUGCGCCAUGCUCUUGAACCUGGCCAAGGUGAUGAAAAAACAGCUGGAGAGGCUGAAGGAUGCCAACCUCAGUCUCAUGUUCAUAUUCUUCGACGGUGAGGAGGCCUUCCGGCAGUGGGGCCCCACUGACUCCAUCUACGGCGCCAGGCAUUUGGCCAAGAAAUGGCACGAAACGCCGUACAGGGAUGGCGCUAAUAACUUGCAGAGAAUGGACGUUAUGGUACUGCUGGAUCUCCUCGGAGCACCGGAUCCGGUGUUCUUCAGUUAUUUUCAAUCGACGGAGAAGUGGUACGUCCGUCUCGCCUCCGCCGAACAGCGCUUAGCCGAAUUAGGAAUGUUCGAUGCGUACACGAGAGGGAAAUCGGAGCAGACCUACUUCAGGCUGAUGAGUUCGGGAGCGGUCAUCGAGGACGAUCACAUUCCAUUCAUGAGACGAAACGUGGACAUCUUGCACGUGAUUCCGUCGCCUUUCCCCAGCGUGUGGCACACGGCGGGCGACGACAUGACCGCCCUCGACUUCAACACAAUAGAGAACCUAAAUAAGAUAUUCAGGGUGUUUGUUGCGGAAUACCUCCACGUCACCCCCUAACGGUACGCGAACGAUUUCAAACGUAUUCAAAUCAAUAGAAAUAUUAGUGAACGCAAAACAAAAAAAAAAUUGUAACGGUAUGAUAUUUCGUAGCGGACCGUAGAGACAAAGCUAGAAGCACAAACUGUGUUGUCUUGAUGAUAGAUAAUAUUCGUAUAGAAUUUUUUAUUUUAGUAAUUAUCGCUUAAUUAUUGCCUUAUAUGUAAUAUGUAACAUUAGUAACGCAAAAUUGUAUAAAACAUGUCUUGUUGUGAUGUGAUUUUUGAUAACAUAUUUAUUGACGUACCGUUUUGAGAGGGAGGAAACUUUUUUUUUUUAAUGAUAAUGUUCAAAUUUUUAUUUAUGCUAUUUAAACUGACGUUACGUUAUUAUCGUGACUGGAGCACGACGUCUGGUACUAAUUUGUUACCGAGGAACGAUAAUUUAAUUUUUUAUAGUAUAAUGAUCGCCCUGUACAUUAAAGUAAUUUA
This is a messenger RNA of Bombyx mandarina (wild silkworm), 1655 nucleotides long. Its product is annotated as glutaminyl-peptide cyclotransferase. NCBI's taxonomy places the organism in Eukaryota, Metazoa, Arthropoda, Insecta, Lepidoptera, Bombycidae. The record is from RefSeq and is a predicted model, not a curated record. Gene Ontology annotation, molecular function: glutaminyl-peptide cyclotransferase activity; zinc ion binding.